Messenger RNA from Oryzias latipes (Japanese medaka), 2363 nucleotides. RefSeq names its product complement factor b, like (gene cfbl). NCBI's taxonomy places the organism in Eukaryota, Metazoa, Chordata, Actinopteri, Beloniformes, Adrianichthyidae. Gene Ontology annotation, molecular function: serine-type endopeptidase activity. Gene Ontology annotation, biological process: complement activation; response to bacterium; proteolysis. The record is from RefSeq and is marked provisional. Gene Ontology annotation, cellular component: extracellular region; extracellular exosome.
GCUCCGUCUUUGAGGUUCAGCAUGAAAACUUCUGUCAUCUGGAGUUUGCUGGUCUUUCUUCUUCUCUGCACGGGAGAGGUUGAGUGUCAGUGCACAGCAGAUGGCCUGGAAAUUCAGGGGGGUACUUACACCCUAACAAAGGGCCUAGAGACCAACAGCUUGCUGGUCUAUCAGUGCCCUGAUAACUUCUACCCGUACCCAGACACAAUUCGUGUGUGUCACCCCAACAAACAAUGGAAACCACGACCAAAAAAGUUUUCUCCCCAGAGAUGCAAGCCUGUGGAGUGUCCUGACCCUAACGUCCUGGAGAACGGAAAUGUGUUUCCCCCUUUGGAGAGAUACCUUGCUGGCAACACCACCACAUUUGAGUGCUACUCUGGUUACACAAUGCGCGGCUCUUCAAGUCGUACCUGCUUAUCCAAUGGGAAGUGGAGUGGCUCCACCACUAUCUGCAGUCGUGAUUCCGGGGACGCAUGUCCUGAUCCUGGUGUCCCACCCGGUGCCUCAAGGAGAGGAAACACAUUCGAUGUUGGUUAUGAUGUCACGUACUCCUGCAAUGGCAACCUGUUUUUAGUGGGGUCCAGAGUCAGAGUGUGUCAGGAGAACAGCCAAUGGACCGGCAGAGAGCCUGCAUGCUACUCCAAAUUCACAUAUGACACUUCCCAAGAGGUCUCAGAAGCAUUUGGCAGUUCCAUCAAAGACAGCCUCACCACCCUGCAGCCCACAAAUGACACACAAGCUGGGAGAAAAAUCCGCAUUUCAAAGAACGGGACGCUCAACAUCUACAUCGCCUUGGACAUUUCAGAGAGUGUUGAAGAAGAACACUUCAAAAGAGCAAAGCUGGCCAUCAUUACACUUAUUAAAAAGAUUGCAGCCUUCACUGUGUCGCCAAACUAUGAAAUCCUCUUUUUCUCCGCUGAUGUGUAUGAAGUUGUCAGCAUUGUUGAAUUUUAUGAAGGCAAAAUAACUCUGGAGUCUGCCAUCAAAAAUUUGGAAGAUUUUCAAAUAGGUGACAAGAGCACUGGAACAGACGUGAACGCUGCUUUAAAGAAAUUUGAAGAAGGUAUGGCUUGGAUAGAGCAAAAAACUGGAGAUAAAUUUAGUGAACAUCGUCACGUCUUUCUCCUCUUCACGGACGGUGCAUACAACAUGGGUGGCUCCCCAUUGCCAACAUUAGCCAGAAUAAAGAACAGGGUCUACAUGAGUCCCACAGGUGAUCCCGGAUCAAGACUGGAUUAUCUUGAGAGCUACGUCUUCGGCAUCGGGGCUAACAUCUUUGAUGAUGACCUGCUGCCCCUCACAGCAGGAACGGAAGGAGAAUUGCAUUACUUCAGACUGAAAAAAGAAACAAAUUUAGCAGCCACCUUUGAUGAUAUAAUUGAUGAAAAUGAAGUCAUUGGCCUCUGUGGUCUGCACAGAGACUAUGAACUCACAGCUGACAAAGACGGCAAAAGGAGAAGAUAUCCAUGGGUGGUGUUUAUCAAUAUCCAGGGCAAAUCCCCGAAGAAAUGCUUGGGCUCUCUGGUGUCGAGUGAGUUUGUCUUGACCGCUGCCCACUGCUUCAUCUUCAGUGAUGAGCCACAAGAUGUCAAAGUUGAAAUUGACGAUGGGAAAGGCAGCAAAGAGAAGAAAGUGAAAACAUUUAAGCUACAUCCACAGUACAAUGUUACAGCUCGAGUGAAACAAGGCGUGGCUGAGUUUUAUGACUAUGAUAUUGCUCUCAUCCAGCUGGAGCGACCUGUUCAACUCUCCAUUUCUGCCAGACCCAUAUGCAUACCUUGUACUAAGGAAACCAGUGAUGCUCUCAGACUCCCCGGGUCAGCAACAUGCAGAGAUCAAGAGGAGCUUUUAUUGAAAAACCAACGAGAAAGACUCAGUUUCUUGACUCGGACAGAACCACUAGUUGGUGAAAAAGAUGUCUAUGCAAAGCUUGGAGAUAAUAGAGAUCUAUGCAUCAAAAAGGCAUUGAAAGCAAAGGGAAUAACAACAACAGACCCAAAGGUUCCUGUGACGGAUAACUUUCUGUGCACUGGAGGUGAUAGAGACCACAUAGCAUGCACAGGUGACUCUGGAGGAGCUGUGUUUAAGAACUAUGAGAGUCGCACAAUACAGAUUGCUUUGGUAAGCUGGGGAACCCAGGAGAUUUGCACUGGAGGUGGUAUGAGAGAGACAACGCCUGAAUCCAGAGAUUUCCACAUCAAUCUUUUCAAAAUGGUUCCUUUUCUCAAAUCAAUCCUUGGAGAUGACGAUCAGGACGAUUAUGCACCCCUUACAUUUAUAAACUAACAAACACAUUCAAUUAAGAAAGUCUCUUGAAUAAGAGGCGACAAUGCCUUUGAAUUAAAAAAAAAGCUAAAGACCAG